This is a messenger RNA of Paramecium pentaurelia, 3282 nucleotides long. Lineage: Eukaryota; Ciliophora; Oligohymenophorea; Peniculida; Parameciidae. The record is from the annotation of a GenBank genome assembly.
AUGAAUUAAAUGCAAUUUGAUGCUCUAUGUCAUGAUUGCUGUUAUUCUUAAUCUGUUGAAGUAUUGUACAUUAUUAUUUCUAUAGAAAAAAUAAAUAGCAGAUUAAACCAUUUAUCAAUUCAUAGAAGAUAUCAGAAAUAUCGAUGGAUUGUAUUAAAUUAUUAGCAGUACUCAAUCAGGCUCUACAUUAUUUGUCAUUUCUGAAUUCAUAGCUAAAAUUAUUGUUUCAGAAAGAUAAUUCAAAGGAUUUUAGGUUGGUGAACGUUCCUCUAAAGAAGUUCAAAUUAUAGUAGGUUAAUGUUAUACAGGUGAUGAAGUUGAGAUUUUAUAUUAAAAAUGUAGAGUAUAUGAAACUUUGGUUACAUUAUUCUGUUAAACUUUGUAGAGGGAAUUAGCAAUUCAUGAACAAAAUUCCAUUUGUAAUCUUGUAGGAUUGUUAAUUUAAUAAAUAAUGAUGUUGAGUGGAACUUAAUUUAUGAAAUUCUAAGACAGAUUAAAUAUAUUUUUUGAAGGAAAUUAAAUCUAUAAUCUUAGUAUUGGUUUGAAAUUGAUAUAAAAUGUAAUACAAAAUAUCCAACAAUAUUCAUCAUAUGAUUCUUAUGUUUCUUAUAGAAGGAUUAUGUUUGGAUUUUAGAAUUAAGAAAUAUUUAAUUGUUUUGAGAUAGUUUGUAGAAUUGUUAAAAACAGUCCUCCUCAAUUAUAUAAAUAAUCUCUAAGUACAUUAAAGGAUAUUUUAAUGUUUAAUUUUAAUGUGAGUUAUUUUGAAUUAGAAUCUGAUUUUGAUCCCAAUGACUAAAAUAAUGUUAGUGUAAGAAUAAAUCUAUGACUUUUAGUUUCCAGAUAAAUUUGCUGAGUACUUUACAGAUUAAUAAUUUUUAGAGUUAUUGUUUAAGAUAGUAGAGACAUAUAGUAAUAAAGAUAGUUCUUUGGCAUUAUUGGCUUUGAAAUCAUUAAAAAGAAUGGCAUCAUCUAAAAAAAGGAUAUUUGUAAAUAAAGAAAAAAAGAGAUUAUUUGCAAAAGAGUUAUAUGCUGGUUGUACAUAUUUAUUUUUAAAUGUGUAAUAAGCAAAUGAAGAAAUUAUAAGUGAUAUCUUAGAAUUAAAUACAAAAUUAAAUAAUUGUUUUGGUCUUAGAUAAAUUCGUUUUGAUUUUGCAUUUAGUUAAAAAUGGCUUUAUUGUUUAUAAACAUUUUGUAUUUAGAUUCUGUAGAAAUAAAUGAAAAUUAAAGAUCCUCAUAUGUAUUAGAUGAUAGAAUUAAUGAAAAGAUUACUUAAAUUUAUAUCUGAUUUUAAAUUAGAUACUACUUUUAAAACCUCUAUAUCUUAAACAAUAACUGAAAUAGGAAAAUCAAUUAUUCAUCUAUUAUUAAAUUCUUAGAACUCUUUCUUCCAAGGUUACACUCCUCAAAAUCAUAAGAAAUUGAAAAAUACUCUUAAAGAAUUCUUUGAAAAUUUAUUUCCAAUCUUAUCUAUUGAUUUGAGUAAUCAUAUUAAAAUGAUAUAUCAUUCAUUUAAAAAUGCUGCUUAAGAUUAAGAGAAAUUCAUAAUAGAAUUAAGUUUAAUUAAUUAUAUAGUGAUUAAUCCAUUGAUUUUAGAUAGAUCCACUGAAGAUAUCAUUUAAAUGGUUUAGACUGUCAUAAGAGAAUCUUUGUAAUUCUUAUCAAUCCCUCAAAAUAAUCUACCACCUUUGGUAAUUAUGUCAGCAAUGUCUUUGGCUGAUAAUCUGUUUUAAUUUGCAUUAAGUGAGUCAGAUGAAUCAAUAGGAAGACAAAGAUCCAAUAAAAUCUUUUUUGAUACUUGCAUAAAACCAAUAUAAAUGUAACCAUAAUAGGCAACUAAUCAGUUACUUUAAUAUAUUGUUAUGCAAUUGUAAAUUCAAAAUAAAGAAAUAAUUGAAUAUGCAUUAAUAAUAAUGAAGGAAACCAUUGUUAGACUAAAACAUCAUCUAUAUAAUGAUUCAUUUUAGUCUUCAAAUGUAGUCACAUAAAUUAAGAGUGUUUUACUAAAUCUAAAGAAUUCAGCCUUACAAUAGGAAUAGUUUUUUAGUUGCCGUACUUUGGCAUCAGAAAUUAUAUCUAUACUUUUAUUUGAUUCAGCUUAUGAAAAUUAUAUAGAAUCAAUUGUAUAAUUGAACUAACUCUUAACAAUUCAACCAACAUCUCAAUCUAUUCAAAUAUAUCUAUAUGAAAUGUUAGGUUAUUUCAAACAUGUUGAUGUGAGUAAGAUUUUUAGAUUAUUGAUAAAAUAACAUUUAUUAAAAAUUGCUGAUUUGACUAGAUUUAUUUUAAUUGAUAAUCCUUAGUAAUUUUAGCUUUGUAAAUUAUGUUUGAAAUUGAUGGUGGCAAUAACUGAAAAUAAAAGUCUCAGAUUUUAAUACCAUUGUUCUUCAAUUGUCUAAAUAGAAUUAGUUCGUACAUUUUAAGGAAUAUUGACUAAUUAUGUACAACAUCUAAUAGUUGCCAUUUAGAAUGAUAAAGUCAAAUAAGAAUUUUCAGCUUAAAUCUGUAGAUUGGUUGGACUAGUAUACAAAGUUAUGAAUAAUAUUCUAAAAGGGAAAUACAUAUCUCAAGCUUGUUAAUUACUCUUUGCAGAUCGUAAGUACUUAGAUCUUCUCAUAGCUAUUUUAGAUAUUACUCAUAAGAUAUCCAAUUACAUUAUUGUAAAUACUUAUUUAAUAUAUUUAGCUUUAUAAUAAGUCUUGUGUAUAAAUGAUUCAAGUUCUUCAAGUUGUUAGUUCACAAUAAUUAUAAUUGUUUGAAUUAAGUCCACAGUCUUUGUCAACAUUGCUGAGCAUAGUAGAAAAUCUAUAGAAACAUCUAUUGCAGCAAUUGUCUUAAGAAUAUAAAACUUAAACUACUUCCUCAUAUCUAUAAUCAACAGAUAAGAUUUCAUUAGAUCAAACAACAGAUAUUGUAAUUUCAACUUUAGAGUUUGUUUCAGAGGAACAGCAACUUACAUAGUUAGGAGUGAUUCAGUCAUUUGUUUUACCUCUUGAUCCAAUCAUUGAUAAUAUUUUGAAUGAUUUAAUUGUCUGUUUAAUCUAAGGCAAAUGUUCUCAAUAAACAUUUAGUAAAAUAAAUAGAUAACUCUUUGCCAUCAUGUGUACAUAUUAUCAAAAUUUUGUUAAAGUAUUGAGUAGAUAAUUUGUGAAAUCUGAAUAAUAAUUAGGUUAGGCAUUGAUUAAUGUUUUAACAAGAGAUUUAGAACUUAGAAUCAAAUAAUAAAAUGAGGAAUAGUUUAAAAAGAAUAUGCCCUUAUUUUUAUCUUAAUUUGGAAUAUUAUGA